Linum tenue is the source of this 240-nucleotide messenger RNA. Lineage: Eukaryota; Viridiplantae; Streptophyta; Magnoliopsida; Malpighiales; Linaceae. The record is from the annotation of a GenBank genome assembly.
GGUGCAGUUAGAGCACUUGACAAGAUCUUUCUUCCUUUAACUGUACCCGCUGAAGACGAGUUUAGAUAUCAAAGUGGAAAAGGCAAGAUUAGUACAAAUGUUUUGACUUUUUGUGAUGCUAAUCUGAGGUUCACUUAUGUUCUGCCCGGUUGGGAGGGAUCAGCUUCAGAUUCUCGAGUGUUGCGUGAUGCUCUAUCACGUGAAAAUGGUCUUAAAGUUCCUAAAAGUAGGCUUCUGUGA